Messenger RNA from Neopsephotus bourkii (Bourke's parrot), 2956 nucleotides. RefSeq names its product ataxin 7 (gene ATXN7). The record is from RefSeq and is a predicted model, not a curated record. The transcript has 12 exons. The coding region runs from base 223 to 2805 and encodes 860 amino acids. NCBI's taxonomy places the organism in Eukaryota, Metazoa, Chordata, Aves, Psittaciformes, Psittacidae.
GGCGGGGUUGUGAUGCGGCCGUUGUUUUUGUAGGGUCGCGGUGAGGCUUGAGAAAGAGCGGCCCAUGGAGCCGGGAAGCGCCUGGAGGACGGUAUAACCCUCCUUUAUCCCAGCUCCCUUCCGCCGCUUUGUUAGCGCAAUAAAGAGGAAAGGGAGCGCUUCCCAGUACAAUAAUGGGAGCCCGGCUCCUUCCCCAUGGGCCGCCGCUGAGCAGCGGAAAGAAUGUCGGCGCGGGCCGCGGGUGACGUCAGGAGGGAGCAGCGCAGCGCGGCGGCGGUUAGGCAGCGGCAGCGGCGGCCCCGCCACGGCGAAGGAGGAGGAGGCGGAGGCGGAGGCGGGAGCGGCGCCGGCCCCGCCGCCACCGCAGCGGCAAUGGCGGCCGUCGGAGAGCGCAGGUCCCUGCCCAGCCCCGAGGCGAUGCUGGGGCAACCCUGGAGCCAUUGGGUCGAUGCUGCUAAACUUCACGGGAACGACGGAACGGCGUUAGAAGAAAGUUUCAAGGAAUACGGCCGGAACCGAGAAGCAAUGCGACUUUGCCGAGAAGAUAUGCCAAUAUUUGGUCUUUGCCCGGCUCAUGAUGAUUUCUAUUUGGUGAUGUGUAACCACUGUAAUCAGGUCGUAAAACCACAGGCAUUUCAAUCACAUUAUGAAAGAAGACACAGCUCCUCCAGCAAGCCACCUUUGACUCCUCCCUCCUCUUCAGUAUUUUCCCUCAUUUCAUCCUUCCCUUCAAAAAACAAAGGUAGCUGUGGAAGUGGGAGCAAUCGUUCAUCCAGUGGAGGUACUAGUGCAUCAUCAUCAAAUUCCAAGUUGUUGAAAUCACCCAAAGACAAGCUGCAGAUGAGCGGAAACAACAGGUUAAUGCAUUCGGUACAGCACAGCAAAGUUCCCCAUGAUAAAAUUAUGACUCCAUCUGUCAAAGUGGAAAAGAUUCAUCCAAAGAUAGAUGGUGCCCAACUGAAAGCUGCUGUUGGUCCAACUUGUUCUACUACUGUGACUUCCUCAAUAAAGACUGGCCUUAAUUGUCCCUCAAUACCAAAGCCACCCUUGCCUUCCCCUGGACAGAUACUGAAUGGUAAAGGUCUUCUCUCUGUGCCUCCGUUUUUGGAAAAGAAACCUGAAGAAAAUACAAAUAAUAGGAAAUUUUUACAUAAAAGAUUGUCAGAGAGAGAAUUUGAUCCUGAUAUAUACUGUGGUGUCAUAGAUGUGGAAACCAGGAAACCUUGUACUAGGUCUUUGACAUGCAAGACACAUUCCUUAACCCAGCGGAGGGCUGUACAGGGUCGAAGAAAACGAUUUGAUGUGUUAUUAGCUGAGCACAAAAGCAAAACCAGGGAAAAGGAGCUUCUUCGACAUUCGGAUCAUCAUCAGCAGAUGCCCCCUCUCAGGGAACCACAUCCCUCACCUACUAAAACUUCCCAGGAGCUGCACCAAAAUUCUCAUGGAGUUACUCUUACAGAAUCAAAGCCUUUAUUACCUAACAAACCCAAACCUCACCCCCCCAGUCUUCCAAGGCCUCCAGGCUGUCCAGCCCAGCACAGUGGAAAUGCCCCUAGUGAGUCUCCUUCUGUCCACGAGUCCCCGCACCCUCCCUUGCCUGCAGCUGAGCCAGCAUCUCGGUUAUCCAGUGAUGAGGGCGAAUGUGAUGAAAAAGAAGAGCCUGUUGAAAAACUGGAUUGUCAUUUUUCAGGUCAUCAUCCUCAACCAGCCGCUUUUUGCACAUUUGGUAGUCAGCAGAUUGGAAGAGGUUAUUACGUGUUUGACAAGCGGUGGAACCAUAUUCGAUGUGCACUUGACUUCAUGUUGGAGAAGCAUAUUAAUUCACAGAUGUGGAAGAAAAUUCCUCCAGCAGCCAGUAACACAGCAUCAGUUCGUGCACCUCAUCGGACAAACUCGACGCCUGCUUCGCAGUACGGUGUCAAUGCAGCAGGUUUCCUCUUACCCACCACGGUUAUGUCAUCGCCAGCAUUGGUAUCUCCUUCUUGCGUGUCUCUGAAUAAUAAAUCGGUACCAUCACAUGGAACAACACUAAAUGCCAAUCCUGCUACUUUGGGUGCAGUGGAUCCUGUCUGCAGUAUGCAAUCAAGACAAGUGUCUUCAUCCCCUUCAACACCUACAGUGCUUUCCUCUGUACCUUCACCUAUGCCCAGCAAACCUCAGAAAAUGAAAUCCAGCAAAUCUUUUAAACCUAAGGAAUCUUCUGCUGGCAGUGGCACCUGUAACAGCACCGGCAGUGUCAGUAGCAGUGGUGGCUCAGGAAAGAAGCGUAAAAAUAGUUCCGCACUGCUAGCACCUUCUCAUUCCACGGAAUCCUUUAGGAAAAACUGUGUGGUUAACUCUGGAAACUCUGGGACCUCCUAUCAUCCAUCAGUGACAGCUUCGUCCCACAGCGUUGGCCUCAACUGUAUGACUAGCAAAGCUAACUCUGUUAGCCUCAAACAUGACCAAUCAGGGAGGGGUCCUCCAACUGGAAGCCCUGCAGAAUCGAUAAAGAGAAUGAGUGUGAUGAUGAACAGCAGCGACUCCACGCUCUCCCUAGGGCCAUUUGUUCAUCAAUCCAGUGAGCUGACUGUAAAUUCACACAGCAGUUUUUCACAUUCGCAUACUUCCCUUGACAAAUUAAUAGGAAAGAAAAGAAAGUGCUCACCUGGUUCAAGCAGCAUAAACAGCAGCAGCAGCAAAGCAAAUAAAGUUGCCAAAUUGACAUCGGUGAACAAUGUUCAUGCAAAACACACUGGUGCAAUCCCAGGGACACAAGGACUGAUGAACAAUUCUCUUUUUCAUCAGCCAAAGGCACGUCCCUGAUAGCUGGAUGCACCACGGUGAGAAACAAACUGGACACUUUUCACUACAAGCAAAACCUCCAUCUGGAUUUCUGGACUCCAAGAUGCCUUGAGUUUUCCCAACUUCCCAUGGUCCUCAGGUGUGGAAAUCUACUGGACUGUCACUUAAACAA